Molecule: messenger RNA, 2840 nt
Organism: Cygnus olor (mute swan)
Lineage: Eukaryota; Metazoa; Chordata; Aves; Anseriformes; Anatidae
Gene: XPR1
Product: xenotropic and polytropic retrovirus receptor 1
Exons: 15
Coding region: 145-2223 (692 amino acids)
Biological process (GO): phosphate ion transport; cellular response to phosphate starvation
Cellular component (GO): Golgi apparatus; plasma membrane; cytoplasm
Molecular function (GO): inositol hexakisphosphate binding
Source: RefSeq, a predicted model, not a curated record
GCGGAGGCCCCCCCCCGCCCCCCAGUACCGGCGGCGGCGGCCCGUUGGCGGCCAGGCGCCGCUGAAGAGGCUCGGAGCGAGCGAGGCGGCGGCGGCGGAGGAGGAGGAGGAGGAGGAGGAGGAGGAGGAGGAGGCGGCGGCAGGAUGAAGUUCGCCGAGCACCUGGCGGCGCACAUCACCCCCGAGUGGCGGAAGCAGUACAUCCAGUAUGAGGCUUUGAAAGAGAUGCUAUAUGCAGCUGUGGACCAGGCCCCUUCUAUAGAAGACACAGAUGAAGACACAGUGAAAAGGUGUUUUGCCACGUUUGAAGAGAAGUUCUUCCAAACCUGCGAGAAAGAACUUGCCAAAAUCAACAUUUUCUAUUCAGAAAAGCUUGCAGAAGCUCAGCGCAGGUUCACUACUCUUCGGACGGAGUUACAGUCAACUUUGGACGCACAGAAAGAAGCCAGCGGGGCUUCCACGCUGCAGCGGCGCAGAAAGCCGGUCUUCCACCUGUCCCACGAAGAGCGUGUCCAGCAUAGGAAUAUCAAAGACCUGAAAUUGGCCUUCAGCGAGCUCUACCUCAGCCUCAUCUUACUGCAGAACUAUCAGAACCUGAACUUCACAGGCUUCCGCAAGAUCUUGAAGAAACAUGACAAGAACCUGGAGACGACACGAGGGGCGGAGUGGCGGGUGGCCGAGGUGGAGGUGGCACCCUUCUACACCUGCAAGAAAAUCAAUCAGCUUAUCUCCGAAACAGAGGAAGUGGUGACCAAUGAGUUAGAAGAUGGGGACAGACAGAAGGCUAUGAAACGUCUGCGUGUUCCACCUUUGGGAGCAGCUCAGCCUGUACCAGCCUGGACUACAUUCAGGGUUGGAUUGUUCUGUGGAUUGUUCAUUGCACUGAACGUGACUGUCAUACUUUCAGGUGUGGCUUUUAUAGAAGGACCAAAUGUGUGGCCACUGGUGAGAAUCUAUCGAGGUGGCUUUCUCCUGAUAGAAUUCCUCUUUCUCCUGGGUAUCAACACGUACGGCUGGAGACAGGCUGGAGUGAAUCAUGUCCUCAUCUUUGAACUCAAUCCCCGCAGCAACUUGUCCCAUCAACAUCUCUUUGAGAUUGCUGGAUUCCUGGGGGUUUUGUGGUGCCUGAGCCUGCUGGCAUGUAUAUAUGGUAAAUUCACCUACAUCCCUAUGCAGGUGAAUCCACUCAUCUUGUACGGCUUCAUGUUGCUUUUUCUCAUCAACCCUACCAAAACCUUAUAUUACAAGUCCCGUUUUUGGCUGCUCAAACUAUUGUUUAGAGUAUUCACAGCUCCCUUCCACAAAGUAGGCUUCGCAGAUUUCUGGUUGGCUGAUCAGCUCAACAGCCUGGUCGUGAUACUCAUGGAUCUGGAGUACAUGAUCUGCUUCUACAGCUUCGAGGUUCAGUGGGAGAACAAUGCUGGACUUCUGGCAAAUACAGAAAAUCAAAUUUGUUACAGCUACUCCUACGGAGUGAGAGCAGUUGUCCAGUGCAUCCCUGCUUGGUUGCGAUUCAUCCAGUGCCUGCGCCGUUACCGCGAUAAUAAACGGGCCUUUCAUCUGGUUAAUGCUGGAAAAUAUUCCACCACCUUCUUCGUGGUGACAUUUGCAGCCCUCUACAGCACUCACAAAGCUAAAAACCACAGUGACACCCAAGUGUUCUUCUACCUGUGGAUUAUCUUCUAUUUCAUCAGCUCUUGCUAUACGCUCAUUUGGGACCUGAAGAUGGACUGGGGUCUCUUUGACAAAAAUGCUGGUGAAAAUACCUUUCUCCGAGAAGGAAUUGUCUACCCACAGAAAGCAUACUACUAUUGUGCCAUUGUAGAGGACGUGAUCCUGCGUUUUGCGUGGACCAUCCAGAUCUCCCUCACCUCCAUGCAAAUCUUUCCGUAUGCUGGGGACAUCAUUUCUACUGUUUUUGCCCCACUUGAGGUUUUCAGGCGGUUUGUGUGGAACUUCUUCCGUCUGGAGAACGAGCACCUGAACAACUGUGGGGAGUUCCGUGCCGUGAGGGACAUCUCCGUGGCACCGCUCAACGCCGAUGACCUGACGCUCUUGGAUCAGAUGAUGGACCAGGAAGAUGGUGUACGAAAUCGCCGUAAGAACAAACAGUGGAAGCGCAGCCAGAGCAUAUCCUUGCGCAGACCUCGUCUUGCUUCACAGUCCAAGGCUUCUGACACUAAGGUAUUGAUAGAGGACCUAGCGAAAGAAGUGAACACAUGAAACGGCCACGGUCUUUUAUUCCGCAUCCUUUGUUUUCUCAUUCUGCUCCCCUCUUCCCCAAGUAACCCAGUCUCUGGUACAGUUCCAGCUGAAAACAGGAGAAAACACUGAACACGUUUUCCGAGCUCUUCCAGACCAGAUCCUAUGGACUCCAACAAGCUCACUGUGUUUCAUUUCUUUUCUUCUGGGUUAAUUUUGAUGUUCUAUUUUAAAAAUAAAAUAUUUUACUUUCUUUUGCCAAUAAAAAGGACAGUUCAGGAAAGAAGGAUUGUUUACAGUCUCAACAAGGACAUACAAACCUGUCUGGAUAAAGAAGCAUCGCAUCAUAGGGACUCCCUCAUGGGACAGUGCCGAGAACACCCUCGGUUUCUGCUUGGCCCGGUUUUGACUGGUUGAAACCGGACUUAAGUUUUUAAAUCUGAUUUUUUUUUUUUUUUUUUUUUUUUCUUCAUAUCCAGCGCUGAGGCACUGGCUGCACUUGCAGGGAAAGUGCACUUAGAGCAGUAUCUUCAUUCAUGAAGCUACUUUUUAAUUUGAUGUAACUUUUCUUAUAAGUUUUUGGAAAUAUGAUGUAUCUGUUGCGUAUAGUUUUCACAUUAUUUAUGAAACCUAACAAC